AUGCUGGUGACCUAUUUGGAAGCCAGCCGGGACCUUUGCGAGACGGACUCAAUUCUUUUUGGCGCCGCGCUGGCAACCUGCCGUAUCAUAGGCGCCAAGGUUUCCACGGCUGGACGCGCUACUGGCCAUAGUAGCGCUAUCCCACCAUGGAGUAGAAGAAUUGAGGAACGUAUCGCAAAGGCUAGAGCUCUCAUCGGCAGACUGAUAUGCUUCAGAUCAGGCAACAACAGGCCAAGAAUUGUGCGCACCGUCAGGAUGGCGUUUGCAAAAUGA
This is a messenger RNA of Parnassius apollo (apollo), 273 nucleotides long. NCBI's taxonomy places the organism in Eukaryota, Metazoa, Arthropoda, Insecta, Lepidoptera, Papilionidae. The record is from the annotation of a GenBank genome assembly.